AUGCAUCUGCUUCCGCUCGUGCUUGUCGCGGGCUUCGGUUGUCUGUUGAUGGAUGACCGCGUAUAUUCAGCCAGUACAAGCAACGAUGGCGCCAGCUCUUACUGGUCUGGAGACGUCUUCGGGCCGACACCUUCACUAGCUGGGCAAACCAGCUCUGGCGCUCUCUCGGCGAUAAAUCAGCCACUAUCUUACGGAAACCCUGCAAACUCGCAGACAUCAUCCGCGCCCGCGCCGGAAACUGCGCCGGUUCCCGCCUCACUCAACCUUGGCCAUAUCGUUGGCCAGUAUCCUUUGAACGGCAACUUCGUCUUGAAGGCCGACGAUGUUAUUUGGCUGCGCAGAGGUGACGGAAAGCUCGCUGCGGUAUGCCCACGACCUGCAUGUGGCGAACCGGUCUAUACGGGCUCGACGUCUGCGAAUGUCGGGCCUCUGAGGGGACACAUGAAUGGUAAAGGGUGUCGAAAGCGACUGGAAGCAGCUGCUCGUGCUUGCCUAGUACCUCCUUCGUCGGAAUAUACUCACCAGUCUGUAUCGAUAUCGUCUGCGCCGGGAUCCGUCUCGCACGUAUAUGACACUCCAAAUAUUACUGGUACUGUUGUAUCGACUACCACUGCUGUUCACGGUCACGCUGGUCCUGCGCUGCCGAUUACCCCGUCACGAAGGGCUGUCCCCGGUCACGUCACUCCAGAGAUCGUUCAGACGCCACCUACUCCCCCGCCCGAACCAACACAUAGAGGCCGCCUAUCGUCGAGGAGAGCUCUCUUUUUGGACGAAACUGAAGAGGACAACAUGCACGCCUCGCCAUCGCCAUCGCCGACUCCGACUCCUCGCACACCUCGCCCAUUACCUUCGCCGGGGUGCUGUCCGGGGAUCCUGCUUGAGUGGCCUUCGGGCGACUUCUUUCGCCAAUAUCCCUGGCAUCGUCACGGCUUCUCCCCGAAUGAACUCGGGUAUAAGUUCUGUGGUGUCGAGGAAUCCGGCGAGCAGUUCUAUGUUCGCUCGAAUGACUGUCUUCGGCGUGCACUGGUCGAUGGUGGGCCAUGUCCCCGCUGCGAUGAUAUCCGCGCCGACGUCGCACGACUAUCUGUCAUGGCCCAGCAUGCUCAACCCCAUACUAGAUACGAGUUUCGGUCAUAUGAGCAGCUUCGGGAGCUACUCAAGGAUCGAGAUCGUACACUGAAUACCUUCAAGCUCAAGUGCCUGAAUAUCGGUCGGAAGGUCGCCUCGGUCAUGCAAAGGCUCACCGACUACCGCCGCUUCGUUAGCCUCGUUGCCAGCAGCGACAUUCCCGGUCUGCGAAGGGUAGUUGCCCAGGCUCAACGCAGUGGCGCCAGUAUCACCGCCAUCAUUCGCAAGGUCGAGGCAGCACUCGAGUACACUUAUGGUGCGAAGGGCUUCUCAGGGACUGAUCUUGAUCUCGCGCUUCUGUGUCUGCGGCUGGGCGGGCGGCGCUUGUUGUAUGCUAUGCAGAAGCAUUUUGGCCUACCGUCUCUCAGACAAGCACUUCGAGCAUGCACGGUCUCCAAAUUUGCACCAAGCCUUGCUUAUCCGACAUAUGAGGAAGCUACAUUCAAUGCUGCGCAGAUCACGUCUAGGGCGCCAUUCAAUACCGAGCCGGCAAACAUCCCCAAAACGGGCGGAUCGAUUCUUUGGGAUGAGAUCAGCAUCGAAGGUCGCGCCGACUACAUGCAUCAUCUCGACGCAGUUGGCGGUAUUGCACGCGAAGAUGCAGACAAGAUCGAUCUUCGCCUCUCCUCCUUCGAAAGUGCCGAAGCUAUCGCGCGCGCGCUCGAGAACGGAACAGUACACUUCGGGAAGGAGGCCUCUGUCAUAGCCGCCGCUUCGUUCGCGCCGCACGUCCGCAAUGCCACGCCGCUCAUCGUAUCACCCACCAACAAGACCGAGACCCCCGAGGGAUCUGAAACGAUUCUGCGCACCGUCCUUGCCGCAUGGAAAAAAACCGCCGAGGAGAUCGUUGGACCCAUCUGGUGUUUCUCUUCCGACGGGGAUGCAGGGCGACGUCGUAUGGUCCACAAUAUGUUUAUGUGCACGCCUAUAAGUUCUACGCACCCUCUCUGGAAGCACUUGGGCCAUCUGCCGGGUCUUAAUCUCUAUGUCGGUGAAGACGAUGUUACAGGCGACUUCGACUGGAAGCAUCUCCUUAAGCGUUGCGCUCGUCUUCUGCGCUCUUUUCUAGGGUUCGCAAUCGACACAACCGUGAUCAAACAUGAGACGUUGCGCUAUCAUCUCGGUCGUCUCGGCCUAUCUACUCUCACAGUUGACCGACUGUUGAAGCCUGAAGAUGGGCAGGAUGUUCCUCGAGCUAUGGAGCUUCUCGAGCACCUUGCCGAUCUGCGCACGCUCGAACCCGAAGCCAACCCGUCGCGCCGGCAGGAAGCCAACAUUCUCACGCUUGUCGGCGAGAUGUACGGCUCGUACUUGGACGCGUUUGUCACACCCGCUUGGUCCCUCUCACAGCAACUUGAGGUGCUCAGCAAGUGUGCCCACAUGGCCUUCGCUCUUUACCGCAUCGGAGGCAGCAGUUUCAUGCCGACCCAGCUCUACUACGACAUCCAGUCGUCGAUCAAGAACAUAUUCUUCUGCGUGGCAAAGCAGAAAGAACUCGACCCCGCCCAACCGUUCUACAUCAUGCUUACAGGCGACGAUCGUCUUGAACUGCUGUUCGGGCGUGUCCGCAUGCAGGGUGGGCACACGCCGAACUUCUCCUUCAAACAGCUCGUCGAUCGACUGCGCGCGGCCGUUGAUCUCGACGCCAUCUUUGCCCGGCACCCGCACCUUGAUCAAGGCCACAGGCGUCGCGAUAUUCGCCGCAGUGAAGAUCGCGAUCACCUCAACCCGGAGUCCUGGGAUCGGGAGCAGCUGAUUGUGGACGAUGUGCAUCUGGCAACAGUCUGGCGCUUAGGGCGCGAGACGGCGGAAGCCGCACUCGCUGCAGUGGGCAUUGUCAACCUCGGUAUUGAGGCAAUCUUCAAUACCGAGCCAGGUGUGGACCUGAUGCGACCGAAUGGCGACAACACAUAUCCGGGUGUUGGUAAAGACGAGCCGGACGAUGCACGCCUUGUACCCGAGCCCGUCCCGGUCCCGGUCGGACUUCCUGACGCAGGGACUGCAACCGGCGAUGUCGAGAGCGUUGACGCCGAUGUACUGCACGUGGCGGGGGACCCGUUGAAUCUUAUGGAUUGUGCAACCGACGAGCGAUCUGCUGAUGCGGUUCUCAAUGUCGAGCCGGACUUCGAUGAAGAGCUCGAAGCAGCCGAAUUGGGCGAGAUGGACGAUACAGACGAAGCCGUGUUGCCCGACUCAACAACGCCGCGACAGACGACAGCAAGUGCAUGGGUCGAGCACGACGGCAAGCGAAUCCACAAGUCUACACUUUGCCGUGUCGUCAUAACACCCGACUAUGUCCGCCUGUCACACGAGCGUACCCUCCGCGUUCGAAACUUCUCGACCGACUUCAAGCGGAGGAGUUUCAAGACCGGCGAUGAUGCCGUGCUCGACCCUGACACAUUUGUUGUCGGGGACCCCUUUGCUACCCUCGUGCGAGUAGGCAACAUUGUCUCACUCGCACUCGUGAAGUCUACGUCUAUCGAGGCCCAUGGUGUGCGUGUGGAUGCCGUGAACAGUCGCGAUCUCGCUCGUGCUGCUGCCAAGAUCUCUAUCUCCGGCCAGAUCUACGACAUGGCUGUUGGCCCUAGCUCUGCUGUGGCCUCCGCGAGUGGUAGCAACAGUAGUGAAGGACACGCACAAGCCAAUAAUGCAGACAGCAACGACAUAGACGAUGCCGAAUCACCGUAUAGCUGGAUUUGGACAGGGAACUUCGCCAGGUUCGAGUCCGAGGGCACGAGUUCGACCGCUCGAACUACGCGCAAGACCAUUGAGCUAUCCAAGAUCUCUGGUGUUCUGUGCGAGCCUGUGAAUCCACGCGUGCUGAAUGUCUUUGAGUCUGAGAUCCACUCUUCGACGGUCUCGACUGAGGUUCGCGAUCACUUACGGCGGCUGAACGGCGUGACCUGGGAGUUCAUGGACGGCGAGCUGGGUUUCAUCAUCGGGCAUUUGUGGCAUCGGGUGAAGGACAACAACCUCGUCAGUCACCUUCACCGUCUCCGUGCGUCGAGUACAUUCCCGUAUCGGGAUUCUUCAAACGACAUCCGUGCACUUUCUUCACGCGAGGGAUGCGAGGAACUUGAGGUUGCUCAUCCCGCUGACGGGAAGCACAUCUGUUUCUUCUGUCCCGGUCAGGUGCAAGUCGAUGCGAAGAUCAUGCGCGAGCAUGUCGGCGGGCAUAUCUUGCGGGCAAUGCGCGGGGUCGAUGAGCAUCUCAGACACCCUAUUGGCGCCUCCCCUUGCGGGUUCUGUGGCCGCUCGGGUCUUCCUGAAUGCCAGGUUUAUCUGACCAAGGCCUCGAAGGGUAAACAGCCCCAGGCCCGCAGCAACUGCCCAUACUAUCGCACGUUCUACUACGCAAACGUGUCGAAGUCCCGCUCACGAUGCUCUAAUGUGCCUGUCCUCUGCGAGAUUCCUGGGUGCCUGCAGACUGAUGCAACGGGGAAGCUUCACAAAGCCAUAUGGAAGUACUCUAUGCCCCAGCACAUCCGUGAUGAACACGGCCCUGCUCACGGGUCCUCGGGCUAUUCGCCAGAUGGUAUCGAAGAAGGCGCAGCGCUUCCGGAGACAAUGGCGUGUGCGAUCUACAUCCCCGCCGCCGAGGAGGAGGGCCUCGGUAUACCACAGCAUCUGAUACCGGUGAAACUGUCACCGCCGCGUUCGUCCUCCCCUGACACCGUUGUCGGUCGAAAGCGCACCCGCCGAGGUGGCGAGAACGAACCCGCUGUCAAACGUAGACACUAG
Messenger RNA from Peniophora sp. CBMAI 1063, 4869 nucleotides. The record is from the annotation of a GenBank genome assembly. Lineage: Eukaryota; Fungi; Basidiomycota; Agaricomycetes; Russulales; Peniophoraceae.